Messenger RNA from Apiotrichum porosum, 810 nucleotides. RefSeq lists its product as uncharacterized. The record is from RefSeq and is a predicted model, not a curated record. Bases 1 to 810 code for a protein of 269 amino acids. The transcript has 3 exons. Gene Ontology annotation, molecular function: RNA binding. NCBI's taxonomy places the organism in Eukaryota, Fungi, Basidiomycota, Tremellomycetes, Trichosporonales, Trichosporonaceae.
AUGUCGGCCCCAUCAAGCUCGUCGUCGGCAGGCAAGCCCGACCGCCUGUUCGUGGGCAACCUCGCACCCACGGUCGACGAGUACACGCUUGUCCAGGUGUUCAGCAAACACGGCAAAAUCACAAAGCUCGACCUCAUGUUCCACAAGAGUGGCCCUUUGAAGGGAAAGCCCAGAGGAUACGCGUUUGUCGAGUACGCUAGCAAGGACGACGCUCUCAAGGCUCUGGUCAAGCUCCACGACCGUCUUCUCCGUGGUCGCAAGCUCGUGGUCACGUACGCCAACGCCGCACCCAUUGACGAGGGCAUGAUGCUCCCCAAAGCCAGGAGAGUGGGAGACGCUGGAAAGCCGACCACACUGUCCCUUUUGAAAGCACAGCGACGACCUCAGAGUGCGGCUGCCCAGAUCGCUGCCAUGGAGGCCAAGCUCGCGUCCAUGCAGAAGCGGUCUAACCGUACACCUACACCAGAGCGCGAGGCGGCAGAAGCACUGGAGGCGGAGAUUCAGCGCGAGUUGGAAGGAGGAGGACAAGGACAUGCGAAUGAGGCCGCGGACGAGCCCAAGCCCGAGUCUGCGGAUGGUGCCGUGUCUGGACAGACAUCACCAGUCGGCGGCACAGACACGCCUGAACCCGAGGCAGAGUUUGGCAACACUGUUCCCCACACACUGCCGGCCGACUUGCCCGUUCGCACUGCGGUCCCUGUCCCAACGAAGGUGGUCAACCCCCGGAACGAGCGUUCGGCCGCGAGGGAGGAGGCGUUCCAGCGAGGGCUGGCGGGGCUUCCCAAGAAGCCUACAUUCUCAAGCUUCUAG